Adineta ricciae is the source of this 603-nucleotide messenger RNA. The record is from the annotation of a GenBank genome assembly. NCBI's taxonomy places the organism in Eukaryota, Metazoa, Rotifera, Eurotatoria, Adinetida, Adinetidae.
AUGAGUUCACAGUACAUGGUCUUUGUCACUUCACUCAUUGUUAUCUCAACAGCAUUUCUAAUCAAGUGGAUACCUUUCAUAACAUUCUACCGUCGAGCUCAAGCUGCGAUUUUUGGUUUGUGUUUCUUAGGUGCAAUAACAAGUUUAUGCUUAGCAGUGGUUGAUCAAUUUUUCGUCACUUGUUCUCGUUCGUCAUGGCAGCGAUGGUCGAAUAUCAAGCUUGCUCAUCGUCUUAUGGCAAUCGUAACAAUUCUUUGUUUUCUUGACGCAAUACCGUUUUUCAUCCUUUUCAAUCAUAUGUCUCGUUCAAGUACAACUACUUGUGUAUCAUCAAAUGCUCUUUUUCUUCAAUAUCAUGUUUACGAAAAUUUCAAUUCUCUAAAUCGAAGAGAAUUGGAUAAACAACUGACCAUGAUGGUUCUUGUCGAAAUCGGUGUUUGUACUCUAAUGUUUAUACCAUUUGGAAUAUCUAAUGGAUUUUCUUUGCUGAAUAUCAAUCGUGAUCCAAUCCUUCUCACACAACCGAACUUGAUGAAUACAAUAACUAUCACUUCAUUUGCUUUAACUAGUGAAAAUUCGUUUUUCACAUACAUCCGUGUGUGA